This is a messenger RNA of Funneliformis geosporum, 414 nucleotides long. NCBI's taxonomy places the organism in Eukaryota, Fungi, Glomeromycota, Glomeromycetes, Glomerales, Glomeraceae. The record is from the annotation of a GenBank genome assembly.
AUGGGAAGCGAUCAAGGAUAUUUAAGAGAAUCCUUAAGAACAGGCAAAUUAAAAGGAGACUAUAGACGUAGAGCAACCGAUUCGUAUUGGAGCUUGCGUGUCUUCAAGAUUAAAAGAGUUAUUAUUGGAAGAAAUCCACCACAACCAGUCUUAUAUUAUCUCAAGAAUAAACCUAUUGAAUCUACUGUUUAUUUGAUAGGACAGAACCCUAAAAGACCCUUUAAAUAUGAGGAACUUCAAGUAAUUGAAGAACCUGAUAAGAUUGAGUAUCUAUUCAAUAAAUUUAUGCGAAAAUAUUAUCAUACUGGAUUUAUUCACUUCUCUCAAAUUACUGAUAACAUGCUAAUAAAAGCACAUGAAUAUGCCUCUCGGAGAGGUCAGAUAGAUUUGGAUGAACAGAAAAUGCAUGAUUAG